Molecule: messenger RNA, 4272 nt
Organism: Tetrahymena thermophila SB210
Lineage: Eukaryota; Ciliophora; Oligohymenophorea; Hymenostomatida; Tetrahymenidae
Exons: 2
Source: RefSeq, a predicted model, not a curated record
AUGAGUAAAAGUAACAAUAGUAAUAAUUUAGGGAGCGAAAACAUGCUCUUUGAUUUAUUAGAUGGCUUCAUGCAAAUUUGUCAACCAGGUUUUCAAAAUUAUGAGAAGUCGAUGCUGUAAUGGACCAAUUUCAAAGAGUUAAUUUCAAAUCGUCCUAUUGACUAUCAUUAAGUAUUUACAUUUAUUUCUAAAAUGUAAGAAACAGAAUAGCCUUCGCCUCAAAAGAGUAAGCAAAUGUAGUCACAGGACUAGUAGAAAGACGAAGAAAACGAGAGUUAAUCUUCUUCUAAAUAAUCCUAUCAAAAUAGCAGUAAUGAAAAUAUUCCAAAAAACAGUACCAAACUUUAUCAUUCUCAAAGAUAGUAGAAUAAUUUAACGAAUAAUAGCAACAAUCUGAAAGACAAUUAGCAAAAUAGUUCAUACUUUAACUCAAGUCAAAACUUUAGCAACCAAGGAAAUAGCAACAACACUGUAGGCUUGCAAGCUUAGAAUGCUACGACUUAAUUACAGACUUAAGGUAGGACUAACAAUUUUAUAAAGAAUACUCAAUCUUCUUACCAAAGUAAUAAUUCUGGAUCAAACAGCGUUUAGAAUGGUAAUAAUUAAAACUAAAGCACUCAUCCACAGUCAUCUAAUUAAUAAUAUCCACAUAGCUAGUCCUAAAAUCCUGCAAAUAAUAAUUACUUUAAUUCAACAACUAAUCACUCUAAUGGAUCAAAUUAGCAUAGCAAUUACAGCUCUUUUAAUAAUGAACUUUUUGCAGGGAGCAGCAUGAAUAUGUUCAAAACAGCUGCUGGUAAUUUUUAAUCUAACACCAUUUAAAAUUAAAAAAAGGGAGAAUAGCCUCGAUCUUCGACCAGAGAUUAAUUCAACCAAGGUAGCUCAUAAGCGUAAAAUAAUAAUAAUAAUAACUUUAAUGGUGGAUCUUCUACUAAUAUGUACAAUAGUAAUACAAAUGGUAGUAAUAAUCCUAAUUCUUCUAGGAAUAACUACCGCUCUAGCUUCAAUUAAGCUACGUCUUCAUCAAAUAAUAACAAUAUUACAAAUAAUACAGGAAAUAUUUAUUAAAAUUAAUAGUCAAACUCAAAAGCUACUACAAAUUAAUAGAAUAGCAACUCUUCUUAGGUUAGCAAUUUUACUAGUAGUGGAAAUGUAGCUGCUAUGGCCAACAUGCACAGCAGCAAAGAAAAUUAUAGUCAUCUUAAUAAUAAUGUAAAUUUGGAGAAGAGCAGUCCCAUGAACCCAUCCAAGUUCACUAACUCUUUCAAAGCAAACGGAAAUGCCCACAGCAUUUAUAAUAACACAAGUCAAAGUAGCGAAAAUAAUAAUCACUUUAAUUCUUAACAGUCACAGUAAUCUCCUGAAAAGAUGUCAUCCUAGAAAACUAAUAAGAAUUAAUAGUAACAAAAUGGAUAGCAAACUUAACAAUAAGGAAAUGGUCAUCACAAUAAUCAUAACGGAACUAGCAAUAACCACACUAACUAAUUUAAUAUAAAUAAUUUCCAUGGAUUGCCAAAUGAAACAUCUACAUUUGUAAAGGACGAAAAUCUUUAUUCAAUAAAAUCAUUUAGCGAAUUCCUCAAAGAACAUACAAGAAUUUAAUCACUUGGAAAAAAUACUUAGUUUGCUUAAACUUCAGUUUUAGAGCUUUAAAAUAACUCUAACAGCUUGCUUAAAUUAGCAUCGAUUGCCUUUUUUGUUAACUUAAUUAGUGAAUUACCUCAUCCUGAAUCUUAACCAAACAGUACUUGCCAAGCGAGUAAGAUAUAACUCAUUGAUAUUUUCUUAAAAGUUUACAAUAAAAAGCUAAAGAUCCAUGUUAGCUCGACUCACAUAUUUACAUCAGAUCAAUUGAUUGCUUCCUUUACAAAAAAUACUGGUUUACUUAUUCAAUUAUAUCUUCUUCAUGGAUAAAAUACAUCGAAAUUGAUAAAAGCUUUCUUGUACCAAGUUUAGCAUGACCCUCUUUAUUUAGACAGCUUAGUCAUAUUAAUCAAAGAAUUGGCUGCAGAAUUUGUUGAAGAAUGUGACUACGAUGCUAUCGCUUCAAUUCUGAUGUAAUAAAUUUAACAGCAUUAAACUUAAUAGCAACAAAACUCUCUUUACUCAACUUGUGCUUCACUCUCGCAGCUCUAAGAAAACAAAGUAGGAGGUUUAUCAGAAAAAGAAAAAAGAGCCAAACUUGCUUAAAAGUUAAGAUAACCAAGCUGGAAGGAAGUAAAACCAGAAUGGCUUUUCCUUUUAUCUCUUUCUCUCUAGAGACCUAUUGAGUUAUUUAAUUUAAGGGAUAAUAAAUUGGAAUAAACUCUUUUUAAAAGCAAGAAAAUGCAAAUAAGCGAAGUUACUGCCAAUAAUAAAAUAAAUAUUGUAACUGUAACUCAAGCUGAAAACAAAUUUCCAGUUUACUAUUUAAUGACUAUGAAGUAAUCUGAAACUGAACUCUAUGCAUCCUUAAAGAUAAAUUUUAAGAAAAAUGAAUUAAAGUUGAACGAAGAAGUAAACUUUCCAUAUCUCAUUAAGCAGAUUACAAGAGAAAAAGAAUAGUGCUAAUAGCAGCAGUAACCACAAUAGCCAUAGAUUAUAAAUUCUCCUACUCAACAAAUGCAAUAAAAUAAUAACAAUUCAGCUAAUUAAGCUUAAUUACAGCUUUCUCCUUCGUAGUCUAAAUAAUAAUAGCCAUAAUAAUCAACUCAAUAAAACCUUCCUUAAAGUAAUAGCAACACUAAUUUAAAUAAAGAAUACUCUAUGGGACAUCGCAGUAGUAAACUUGGCUUACACUUAAACUAACUUCAACAACAGCAACAAUAGCCUAAUGCUUUAUAUUCUUCGACUAAUGCAAAUAACCUAAACAGUUAACAGCACCAUCAUCAUAAUUCCAGUGUCGAAGAUCAAGGAAGAAAAUCUCACAGCAUUAAAACGAAUCACAUAUCUAAUUUAAAUACGAAUGGAUCUACGAGUAAUCUGAACAAUCCCUCAGCUUCGAGCCCCAGGGUGCAUAACUUUAUGAAUAAUCUUAACUAACUAAAUAACUAGUAAGCUGGAAGUCAAGCACAGUAAUCAGCUUAACAACAAUAAUAAUAAUAGUAAGUACCUUCUUCUAUAGAGCCUAAGCAGAACAACCCACCUUUCUCUAAAUUAGGUAAUAAGUUUAGCCACUAUGAAAAUAUAAGCCCUAAAUAUAAUUUAAACAAUUUGAAUUUCUAGAAAUCAACUGUCAACUCCAGAUAGCACCAAUAAUCGAACUCACUCUCUUAGGACGAAUGGAACAAGAAUUUAUUGUAUGCUAAGGUUAAAGACUUAAUUUUCACACUCAACAUCAACUCUGAGCAACUUAAUUCUUUAGCUAGAUUUUCUAUCACAAAUAAUUAGACUGGUAUUUAAAGUAAGGAAAAUAUACAGCCUAAAUCUCCUCUAAAAUACAAAUCGGUACUUUAUCCUCUUAGCAAUAACUGCAUAUAAUAAAAUCCAAAUGGGGCUAUUCCUCCAAAUGGAUUCUCGAAUGCGCUAAAUAAUAUAAUGAUAGGAUAAAAUUAUAUAUAAAAUUAGAAUCAAUAAUAAAAUUCUUCAUCAACCACAACAAUCAAUUCCUUAUCUACUAACACUACAAACAAUAUCAGUAAUCUUAACAAUUUGAAUAAUACAAGUGGGACAACUGCAGCAGGGACAAACUCUGCAUCUGUAUAAAACGGAAACAUUAAUAAUAAUAUCACUAAUUACACAUCUCCCAACUCAGCAUUUAAUAAUUACCUUAAUAGCAAUCCAACUUUAUUCACUGGUUAGACAGCAUUCAAUAUAAAUUCAAACUCAAAAUUAAAUACAAAUAAUCUUAACCCUCUCUCACCAAGUUCUAACUUUAACGGAAGUGUUAAUCCAUUGCUCCUAAAUAGUACAAAUAAUAAUAAUAAUUUUGUAAAUAGCUUUGGAAAGAAUGGAGUAAGCGGAGUAAACAACACAAAUAGUUCCAAUCUUUAAAAUUUUUUGAAUUCAAAUAGUUAUAAUGCUAUGCAAUCCGCAGGUGGCAUGGGUGCAACAAAUAAUAUCUAAUAAUAAAAUUUAAAUACUCUUAAUUAAUAAAAUAUGAGUAGCAGCUUGAAUGGAAAUUCAACACUAACUUCUAACUCUGCUCUAACACAAUUAGUUGGAAAUGCUCCAGGGACAGUAUCCUCAAAAAGAUAUCCCACUUCUCAGGCUAACCCAAAUUUAGUUGAUUCUCAAUCUAGAGAUAUUUUCAAUAAAUUAUCUCCUCGUCGCAACUUAAAUACUUAGUACUGA